GUGUCGGGUUGGACAGUCUCGAGGUAUUGAUUGGUCGCUGUGGCGGCUGUGGGACUUGCCUGCUGUCAGUUUUGCGGGCGUUACCUGAAUAGGUCACAUGGACUCUCAUAUGGCAGCUAGUGGAGGGGCAUGCGGCAGAGUAGAGCUGGCAGCUGGCGAGGUUGGACUGUAAGGGGUGUUCCCGGGGCACAGCGGGUCUACAAUGUAUUAUGUGAUCGCCGCCAUGAAAGGAAAGAACCAGGGUACACAAAAGAGGAAGGGGGAGAGAUAACCGUAAUAGUACACUACAGUACUUUGGAAGUAUUGUGAUGGAGAAUGGAGAGACAAAGAAAAAAUCAGCUCAAAUUGAAAUAAUUCCAUGCAAAAUCUGUGGAGACAAAUCUUCAGGGAUUCAUUAUGGGGUCAUCACAUGCGAGGGUUGCAAGGGUUUCUUCAGACGAAGCCAACAGAGCAAUGCAACUUACUCAUGCCCACGACAGAAGAACUGUUUAAUUGAUAGGACAAGCAGGAAUCGUUGUCAGCAUUGUCGGCUGCAGAAAUGCCUCGCUGUGGGCAUGUCCCGGGAUGCUGUGAAGUUUGGUCGUAUGUCCAAAAAGCAGAGGGACAGUUUGUAUGCAGAGGUACAGAAACAUCGCAUGCAGCAACAGAGAGACCACCAGCAGUCACCAGGAGAGGCGGAACCUUUGAAUCCUGCAGGUUAUGGCCUAACCCCAAAUGGUCUCACUGAACUUCGGGAUGACUUAGGUGGAUACAUGGAAGAGGAAAGCAAAAAUGAUUUAGCUGUUAACAGCUUUUAUUUAGAUAUCCAGCCAUCCCCUGACCAGUCAGGCCUGGAUGUUAAUGGCAUAAAACCAGAGCCCCUAUGUGACUAUACACCUGCAUCAUCUUUCUUUCCAUAUUGUUCCUUCACCAACGGCGAGACAUCUCCAACAAUUUCCAUGGCAGAACUUGAACAUCUUGCUCAGAAUAUUUCUAAAUCACACAUGGAGACUUGCCAGUAUUUACGGGAAGAGCUUCAGCAGCUUAUGUGGCAGACUUUUCUUCAGGAAGAGAUUGAUAACUACCAGAGCAAGCAGCGAGAAGUGAUGUGGCAGCUUUGUGCUGUGAAGAUCACAGAGGCAAUACAAUAUGUGGUGGAGUUUGCCAAACGCAUUGAUGGAUUUAUGGAGUUGUGUCAAAAUGACCAAAUAGUUUUGCUGAAAGCAGGCUCUUUAGAAGUUGUAUUUAUCAGAAUGUGUCGUGCCUUUGAUUCACAGAAUAACACAGUCUAUUUUGAUGGCAAAUAUGCUGGCAUAGAGGUCUUCAAAGCCCUAGGAUGUGAAGACUUUAUAAGUUUUGUCUUUGAGUUUGGGAAGAGUUUGUGCUCUCUACAUUUAACAGAGGAUGAGAUUGCCCUGUUCUCUGCCUUUGUUCUGAUGUCUGGAGACCGAUCUUGGCUUCAGGAGAAGAUGAAGAUUGAGAAGCUCCAGCAAAAGAUUCAACUGACCCUACAGCAUGUUUUGCAGAAAAAUCAACGUGAGGAUGGUAUUCUGACAAAGUUAAUAUGCAAAGUCUCAACACUGCGUGCAUUAUGUGGGCGGCAUGCAGAGAAACUCAUGGCAUUCAAAGCAAUAUACCCAGACAUCGUCAGGCAUCACUUUCCACCACUCUACAAGGAACUUUUUACCUCUGAAUAUGAACCAGCAAUGCAACUGGAUGGAUAGAUGAGCCAUUAGGCAAAUAUCUGGAUUACCCACCUGCAUAGAAAUUUAAUACAUUUGCACACGUACAUGCACGUGUAAACAGCAAGGAGGAACCAAGACACUUUACACAAACCUGAGUGUCAGUGGAGAAGGUGAAGGGUGACACGAACAGACUUUUGUCCUUGACUUCUAACCCACCAAUCAGGUUUAUUGUUUACAAAAGGCUAAUGAAAGAGCUUAAGGACCAACUGCAGGGCAGGCUAAUAAGCUAUAACCACACCUGCAUUUUAACCAUGAGACUUCUUAGGUCUCUAGCAAUACAAGUAAAAUAUUUAUAUAUAUAAAUAAGUAUAUGUAUUACAGGGUAUGUGGGCAUGAACAAUUUUUUUAGGAUAUGGAGAUAUUGUUUAAAAUGUAGAGGCCAGAUUUAGUUUGUCUGGUCUGAAUCAAUAAGGCACUUUUCUGGAUUUGUUUUCCCCCGUUUCCUGAUGUGCUGUCCCUUGUUCAGUGAAAUGUGUUUGGCUGUUUCUUUCCCCUCUUUGCUUGUUUUUAUUUUUCCUUUCAAAUGCACAUAUAAAAUUUGAGAUUUAGUGAAAAAGCAAUAGAUACUGGAGGAAGAUGGCAGAGAGGUAAUUGCUGCUGUUUUUCUUUGAUUGAGGACAGAAAAUACAGCUGGUCCAUUUAGUGUGUAGAAUAUGUGUUUGGGUGUUGCAAGGGGUUACAUUAGUCUUGAGUGAGAUGGAAGUUAUUACUUCAUAAUCAUGAAUGGAUAUGCUGAUGAGCUAGGCAUUUGGAUGUGUAAAGGAACAAAAAAGCUGAGUUCAGUAAAUGGUCUGUGUCACCUUGUGUUUCAAGUGGUAAAUGUCAGAUGUAUCCAUUAGCUGUUACUGUAUCACCUUGCAGAAGGCCAAAUAUAAGAAGCCAUUUGGGAUUAUUGCAGGUUACAAAUCAAUCGGCCCUCACACUUCUUCUAAGAACACACCCUACAACAUUUUCAUGGCUUUGCUUUUAAAGGGGCAGUUUUUUUGUUUUACUCUAAAACACUCUAAAAAUUUGUAUUUAGUGUAAAAACCAUGAAAAACUGUAAUACAGAACUGUUACAAGU
Messenger RNA from Xenopus laevis (African clawed frog), 2787 nucleotides. It is a transcript of the gene rora.L, whose product is annotated as RAR related orphan receptor A L homeolog. The record is from RefSeq and is a predicted model, not a curated record. Gene Ontology annotation, biological process: negative regulation of inflammatory response; regulation of DNA-templated transcription; DNA-templated transcription. Gene Ontology annotation, molecular function: DNA binding; nuclear receptor activity; sequence-specific DNA binding. The coding region runs from base 309 to 1703 and encodes 464 amino acids. The transcript is spliced from 11 exons. NCBI's taxonomy places the organism in Eukaryota, Metazoa, Chordata, Amphibia, Anura, Pipidae. Gene Ontology annotation, cellular component: nucleus.